GCUAAUUCUCAUUACAGCAUUAACCUCUUAAUCUUAUUUUUGACCUUCUAAUCAAGAGUUAGACACUAGAGACCCGAAUUUUACGUAGUAGUUAAUUAACUUAAACACACAGAGAAGACACACACACAUUGUUCAAAAAUUACAACAAAAAUGAAAGUUUACGUAUUAUUUAUAAUAUGUGCAAUUACUUUGCUUCAAUUUGCUGCAUCUGAUCGCGCAUCUGACAUGAAAGCCAGAAUAGAUCAACUUAAUAGGCAGAAUCAACAAGGAUCCUAUGGCAAUCAACCGACUACAAAUAAAUAUGGACAAAAUGGUUCAUAUAAUAAUGGAUACAAUAAUGGCCAACGUUAUCCUAACAGUAACCAAAUUGGACAGGUGAAUCGCAAUGCUUCCAGGGACCUGUACCCCAAUCUACCACAAAAUAAUAACGGAAAUCCCAAUUGGGCAAAUCCUAACUACAAUCCAAAUGGAGGUAGCUAUGGUAAUAAUAAUAACAAUAACAAUAACAGGUAUCCUGCUACUGGUUACAAUAACGGCCAGUCAAACCCCAAUGAUCCGUAUAACAGAAAUAAUGGAUAUAACUCCAACCAAAACCAACCCGGAUCUCAAGGAUACAAUUCAGGAAGCAAUGGAUACAACUCCGGAACUAAAUAUCCCUAUAAUCAAGGUCAAAAUGGUGCAAACCAAGGAUAUCACAACUCUGGAAGUCCAGGAUAUCCUAUCACUGGAAGUAUGGGUUAUCCCAAUACUGGAAGCCAAGGCUACCCCAACACCGGAAGCCAAGGUUACCAAAACACUGGAAGCCAAGGUUACCACAACACUGGAAGUCCAGGUUACUCAAACACGGGAAGUCAAGGUUACCCCAUCACUGGAAGCCAAGGUUACCCCAAUACAGGUUACAAUCAAGGCAAUCAAGGUUAUCCUAACUCAUACAAUUCUGGUAAUCAGGGGUCCAGAUAUUAAUUAAAUACUUAAUAUAAUACAUACAGAGAAGGUUUAUAUUUAAAAUAGGAUUAUUAAAAAUAAAUAUUUAUUCAAAAUAUA
Messenger RNA from Diabrotica virgifera virgifera (western corn rootworm), 1044 nucleotides. RefSeq names its product N66 matrix protein. Bases 151 to 963 code for a protein of 270 amino acids. The transcript is spliced from 2 exons. The record is from RefSeq and is a predicted model, not a curated record. Lineage: Eukaryota; Metazoa; Arthropoda; Insecta; Coleoptera; Chrysomelidae.